AUGGCCGAGCUCCCAUCGAAGGUGCACCUCACCUCGCACCCCAUCUGCCUGAGGAUCCUAGGGAACUCGGUGUACCAGGACGAGAAGCAGCGCACAUGGCUGCAUCUAGUCAUGGAGACAGGAGGUGCCCUGCAAGUACGGUUGCGGCAGGAAGCCAUCCCCAGUGGGCAUAUCUCACUCACCACCAGCACGCUGACCUCGAGCACCAUGCCGUUUAUGUGGACGAUCCACCCUGGCAACCAGUACCUGGACUGCAUGUUGCGGUUCUGGCGCAUUGUGCACCACAUCAAGGAGGAUGACAUGGAGGAAAUGAUCCUUGAGCUGAUGGAAGACUCGAAGGACACGUGA
Messenger RNA from Myotis daubentonii (Daubenton's bat), 348 nucleotides. Its product is annotated as T-cell leukemia/lymphoma protein 1A-like. The transcript has a single exon. The coding region runs from base 1 to 348 and encodes 115 amino acids. The record is from RefSeq and is a predicted model, not a curated record. Lineage: Eukaryota; Metazoa; Chordata; Mammalia; Chiroptera; Vespertilionidae.